AUGAAGAAGCCAUUAGCUGGUGUAUAUGAGUUAGAUGCCAAGAGUAUGUUCAAUGCCAAAUUUAAUGCUUUAACAAGAAAAAUGUAUAAGUUAAGCAUGAAGGUUGAUGCUUUAAUUAGAGGAUCUAGUAAUGUAGAAGAUGUUGGUGCAGGAAAUAUGCAUUGUAUCAAUGAUUUUGCUUCUUAUGGGCAAGAAUUUGGAAAUGAGCAAGUUGAUUUUGUUGGGAAUUACAAUCAGAAACCAGUUGAUGCAAUUUCUCAAAUGCCCUCAUAUGCUAAGUUCUUAAAAGAAAUUUUGUCAAAUAAGAGAAGACUAGAAGAUUAUGAAACUGUGGCAUUAACAGAGGAGUGUAGUGCUCUCUUGCAGAAUAAGCUCCCACCGAAAUUGAAGGAUCCAGGAAGUUUCUUUAUUUCUUGUCAUAUUAGGGAUACUAGUAUUGACAAAGCACUAUCUAUCAAAUAUCUAGUAGGAAUUUUGGAGAAUGUACCCUUAAAAGUUAGGAAAUUUUUCAUUCCUGUUGAUUUUGUGGUUCUUGAAAUAGAAGAGGAUAUUCACAUACCUAUCAUUUCAGGAAGGCCAUUUUUAGCCACAAUAGGGGCUAUAAUUGAUGUGAAGAAUGGUAGACUGACAUUAAAAGUUGGAGAAGAGGAGGUGGAAUUUAAUUUGACUCAAGCUUUGAAGAAACAUCAUGAAGUUAACCCUUGUUUAAGGGUGGAUGUUAUUGAUGAGAUUAUGGAAGAAGAAUUUAGGAAAAGAUAUCCUGAGGACCCUUUGGAGAAUUGUUUAGUACAUAGUAGAACAACAAAGGAUGAAAAUCCUGAAGUUGUAGCUUUUGCUCAAAUUUUGGGAACUACUCAAGAAGUUGUAGGAGAUCAAGUUUUGCAAGUUGAAGAGUUGAAACAUGAAGUUGCACAACCACCUUUGUUGGAUAAGAAGGAAGCACCACAGGUAGACCUCAAACCACUUCCAUCUACAUUAAGGUAUGCUUUUCUUAGACCUAAUUCAACUUAUCUUGUCAUUAUUAGUGCAAGUUUGAGUGAUGUACAAGUUGAAAAAUUGUUGAGAGAGUUAAGAGCACAUAGGAAAGUUAUCAGUUACACCAUUGAUAAUAUCAUGGGUAUAAACCCUACCUUGUGCAUGCAUACGAUUCUUUUAGAGGAUAAUUUUAAAGCCACCAUAGAACAUCAAAGAAGGUUGAAUCCUAAUAUGAAAGAGGUGGUGAAGAAAGGAGGUGUGAUCAUUUAUCCUAUUUCUGAUAGUAGUUGGGUUAGCCCAGUUCAUGUAGUACCUAAGAAAGGAGGUGUGACUGUUAUGAAAAAUGAAAAUAAUGAGUUGAUGACUACUAGAAUUGUCACAGGAUGGAGGAUGUGUGUAGAUUACAGGAAGCUUAAUAGUGCCACUAGGAAAGACCAUUUUCCUUUGCCUUUUAUUGAUCAAAUGUUAAAGAGGUUGAAGGAAGCUCUAACAAUAGCCCCUAUUAUGCAACCUCCAGAUUGGUCAUUGCCAGUUGAGGUUAUAUGUGAUGCUAGUGACUUUGUUGUGGGAGUUGUACUUGGUCAGAAAAAAGAAAAGAGGUCUUAUACAAUCUAUUAUGCUAGCAAAACUUUAGAUGAUGCUCAAGUAAAUUAUGCCACCACUGAGAAAGAAUUUUUAGCUGUGGUAUUUGCUAUGGAAAAGUUUAGAUCAUAUCUGGUUGGAUCAAAAGUGAUUGUCUAUACAGACCAUGCCGCCAUAAGAUAUUUGAUGAAUAAAAAAGAAGCAAAGCCAAGAUUGAUAAGAUGGGUUCUAUUGCUAUAG
Hevea brasiliensis (rubber tree) is the source of this 1797-nucleotide messenger RNA. RefSeq lists its product as uncharacterized. The coding region runs from base 1 to 1797 and encodes 598 amino acids. The transcript has 4 exons. Lineage: Eukaryota; Viridiplantae; Streptophyta; Magnoliopsida; Malpighiales; Euphorbiaceae. The record is from RefSeq and is a predicted model, not a curated record.